Molecule: messenger RNA, 900 nt
Organism: Serpula lacrymans var. lacrymans S7.9
Lineage: Eukaryota; Fungi; Basidiomycota; Agaricomycetes; Boletales; Serpulaceae
Exons: 2
Coding region: 1-900 (299 amino acids)
Molecular function (GO): nucleic acid binding; zinc ion binding
Source: RefSeq, a predicted model, not a curated record
AUGUGUGCACAGAUUUUGGUGUUAACUACGCAACUUGCCAAGCUACAGGCAAACACCACUGUAGCAGCCCCCUCAGUGGAAAAUAAAAUUAACAAGAAAGUUGAAGUCAUCGCUGACCCCGGCGCCUUUGAAGGAGACAGAGUGCAAUUUGCCGAAUGGUGGAUCAAACUCCAAAUUUGGGUUAAGGCAAACUGGGAUGCAUUUGCCGAUAACUUUGAGGUAGCAACUGCGGUGCUAUCUCGACUAAAAGGCCCUGUGGGGGGUCGAUACGCCCAAGUAAGACUUCAGGAGUGCUACUCCACAGGGGUGUGGCCUACCUGGGACAAUCUCAAGGUUGAGAUCAAAAAAUAUUUCAAACCACAGGCUGAGCGUGACUGGGCUCGCCAACAAAUAUGUUUCUUCAAACAAGGAAACAUGAGGACGGAUGAUUAUGUUACCUGGUUCCUGGCCCUCUCCAUCCAAGGAGGGCUUGGCAAUGAACAUGCAGAUACAAGAAACGAGGACCUGGCCCUGGCGGCUGAGGAAGUACGACGAGUUGGUAGAGCCAUGGAGCUCUAUGCUAUGCACCAAGGUGGCGGGUCUACCAAAAAUCACUAUUCCCAGAGGCACCCUGGGUCAUCAAACCAACACAAUCAUUCUCACGGGUUUAAGCUGUUCGGGCUGCAACCAGGGCAGGGAGCCCCUAUGGAUAUCGGUGUGGUCCAGGGCGAACAAAUGCACAGAUUCAAAGGGAACUGCUACAAUUGCGGCCAAGAGGGACACAUGUCCCGAGACUGUAGGAAUUGGGUGCAGGCUGCCCAACAAAAAAAUAACCAAGGGCGCCAGGCGUGCAAAUUAGAAACAGAAAAGCUGGACGAUCGGCUCAAUACUCUGGCCGGCCGUUCGUACGACGAAAUCUGA